GAAGAAGACAGAUAUUUGUAUACCUAGAAGACAAAAAAAAGAGAGAGAAAACAAAAGAUGGAUGAUGUUAUACCACAGUCUGAGAGCCAGAGCAUGAUGACUCCUUCAAAUCAUAGCUCAAAUGGUGAAGAAGCUAAAGGUGGUGAAGGGGGAGCAGGAAAUGGGGUCAUCAGCAAGCUGAAGAUCCCUACUUUGAGCUCUGGAGCUGAACAAAAUGGUGGAGAUAGAGAAGGCGGUGGAGAUGAUGAAAAGAGUGGUGGGCUUAUUACCAGCUUCAUCUCCAACUUGGUUUCACCGAGGAGUACUAAAUCUGGGGAGUUUACUAAGCGAAAAGUGGAAGAUGAAGUUGAAGCUGGUGAAAUAGCAAAUGAUAAGACAGAGCAAGAUGUGGGUGAAAAUGGUGGAGGGGUGAUUUCAAAUAUCAUUUCCAACUUCUUUAAUCCAAAUGAGGAAGAGAAAGAAGGAGAUAAUGUGAAAGAUAGUGGAAAUAAAAGGCAGAAGAUGGAUGAGGAGGAAGGUGGUAAAGGAGGCCUAAUUGAUAACAUUGUCUCUCACUUGCCUACAUCAAUUCCAGAUGAUGCAGCUCCAACAACUGAUGAGGCCUCCAUUCUUAUUCACUCCCUCGUCAAAGAUUAAGCUAGCAGAUCAUGUUUGCCUCUACUCACUGACUACAACAUGUGGCUGAUGUUUCUUUGUUGUAUUUUCAUGUUGUUGCUGUUGUUGAAUUGUCAUUGUUGUUAAUUUGUAAGUAGAUUCCUUCAAUGAAUUGAGUAUUCAAAGCUACAUGUUUCAAGAGCCUCUCUGUUUUCAGAGGCCUCCAACUAUGGUCUUAGCAUAAUUACCUAUCUAGCAAUUCUUUGCACAAUUUAUCUGUAGUAAACAGUGUAAACUACAUCACUUUGCAGAUAAACUAUAAAAUUGCUUCUAGAA
This is a messenger RNA of Argentina anserina (silverweed cinquefoil), 930 nucleotides long. RefSeq lists its product as uncharacterized. The coding region runs from base 58 to 636 and encodes 192 amino acids. The record is from RefSeq and is a predicted model, not a curated record. The transcript has 2 exons. Lineage: Eukaryota; Viridiplantae; Streptophyta; Magnoliopsida; Rosales; Rosaceae.